Molecule: messenger RNA, 2416 nt
Organism: Dicentrarchus labrax (European seabass)
Lineage: Eukaryota; Metazoa; Chordata; Actinopteri; Moronidae
Gene: nup50
Product: nucleoporin 50
Exons: 8
Coding region: 193-1599 (468 amino acids)
Biological process (GO): protein import into nucleus
Cellular component (GO): nuclear pore
Source: RefSeq, a predicted model, not a curated record
ACCCAUGCGGAUGUACCGCUAUGUAAAAUGGCGGCGUGAGAGAGGCUCGUUCAAAACACAGCGGUUUGUUUUUUACCUGUGACGGCGGUUAGCUAACACCUGUGAGCCGGUGAGCGGUACCUGCGGCUGCCCGAGACCCAUCCACAGGUUCAGGUCGGAAUUCACAGUCCCGAAUAAAAAAGAGCAGGUGGGAUGGCGAAGAGGAUCGCUGAUAAAGAGCUAACGGACAGGAACUGGGAUCAGGAGGAGGAGGGAGAGGAGGCCGGGACCUUCUCAGUAGCAAGUGAAGAUGUGUUGAAGAACCGGGCGAUAAAGAAGGCCAAACGCAGAAAUAUCGGAGCAGAGGGCGAGAGCAGCGGAUCCUUCAAAGGUUUUAAAGGAUUUUCUUUAAGCGGGACAGCGGCGAGUGGAGGUUCGACCCCGACGGCGUUUUCUGGUUUUGGGAACGGCGGCGGCUUUAAAGGCCUCAGCAGUCUGACCAACGGAAACAGCAUCGCUCCAUCCUUCGGAGGUUUCUCUUCUCCUUCUGCAACCACUGCUACACCCGGUCUGACGUUCAACGGCCCCGCCUCCUCCAAGCCCACCACCGACGUCACGGCCAAGCAGACCAAUGGCUCCGCCCCGAGCCCGACUCAAAGCUCGAGCACCGGCAGCAGCGGCGGCAGCAACAAGGAGUACAGCCGGCAGCUCACCGCUCUCAACUGCUCGGUGCGGGACUGGAUCACCAAGCACGUGAACGACAACCCUCUGUGCGACCUCAACCCCAUCUUCAAGGAUUAUGAGCGGCACCUGGCCAGCAUCGAGCGGCAGUACGGAGCCGGCUCCGCUGACGGAGGCUCCGAGGAGAAGAAGCAGGGAGGGAUGCUGCCAACCACAGCCACCCCUCCUCCUCCUCCCUCAUCUUCCUCCAGCAGCAGCAGCAGCUCAGCGGCUCCGGCUCCAGCCGCCAAUUUGUUCUCCUUUGGCAAAAAUACGACAGAAGACCCGGGCCGGGACAAAAGCAGCGCCACUCCCAUCGGCGUCUCGUUUAACUUCGGUCAGAAGGUGGACAGCUCGGUUCUUGGCUCCUUAGGGUCCAAAACGACUCCCCCCAGCUUCUCCUUCUCCUCCAGCCAGACCUCCCUGUUCGGAGCUCCUGGAUCCGCUGCACCGAUGUCCUUCAGCGGGACGAAGCCCGACGACUCUCGGCCUGCAGACGAGAACGGAGACGAGGAGUCGGAUGAGCCGCCCAAACCGGAGAUCAAAGAGGUGAAAGAGGACGACGCCUUCUACUCAAAGAAGUGUAAACUGUUCUACAAGAAGGACUCUGAGUUCAAAGAGAAAGGAGUGGGAACUCUGCACCUCAAACAGACGGACGACGGAAAGACUCAGAUGAUCAUUCGCGCCGACACCAAUCUGGGAAACAUCCUGCUGAACAUCAUCGUGCCGUCGUCCAUGCCGUGCACUCGGGUCGGGAAGAACAACGUGAUGGUGGUGUGCGUCCCCAACCCGCCCGUCGACGACAAGAACCCCGGCAGCCCCGUCCCCCUCCUCAUCCGGGUCAAAACCACCGAGGACGCCGACGAGCUCCACAAGACCCUGGAGGAGAAGAAAGGCUGAACCCUCCUCCCAUCCUCCUCUUCCUCCUCUUUUAUCCUCCGGACUCAUCGACCUCACCGCGCCGGUUACACACACACACACACACACACACACACACACACACACACACACACACACACACACACACACACACACACACACACACCCCUGUACUUCCUGGUAAAUCCCCGUCAGUUGCUCACAAUAAAUUGGUCGUCAUACUGUGAAAUAUUUCCUUUUCACUUUUAAUCUCAGAAGCAGGUCGCCGUCGCUCUUCGUCUUGGCUACAUUCCUCCUCCUCCUCCUCCUCGUCCCGGUCCGACGCCGCUGCUGCUGUUUUAUUAGAGAACCUGAACGAUGUGUCUCAUCAGCCAGUGUUUGAUUUUACUGUUUUAAUUUGGUUGUGUGACUGAAAGACGAAUGAAUCCUUGUUGUGCGACGCCGCUCAGUCUUUUUUUGGGGGAAACCUCCAAAAUAAAGGUCCAGUCGAUUUGGUUUUACAAAUUAAAUCCUCGCAGUCAGUUAAUUGUUCAAACGAUGGAGGUGUGUCUGAUGUUUUUUGUUUUUUUUCUUGCUCUGGAAACUAUUUAUUGUGUGAGCAGGAUUCGUGCUCUCACUGAUUGAACCUGGUGUGAAUGUUUCCCCUGAAGAGCGUCGGUGUUGGGGAGGGAAGCGUGAGACUGACCCGUUGUUUUAUUUUCUGUAAACAUGGACUCUGUUGUUUUUCCAAGUGUCCUUUGUGUGGCCUUCGGUUCGGCCUUCGAGAUGAGGCAUGCUGUCAUCGUCUGAGAACAUUUGUAAAGACAUUUAUUGGGGAAUAAAAGGAAACAAACCACCA